UAAUAGCAUGGAGUUGCCUUCUCUUCACUGUCGCAUUAUUUCAGUUGAUCAUUUCUGUAGACUGGUGACUAGCUCAGAGUUUACAAGCCUGUGGCCCAGAGCAGAAUAAAGCGCUGUGUAGUAACGCAGCACAAGACUGGCUUUGCAUAGAGCUUAUCCGAGGCUUUUGGAACCGCCCUCAAUUGCACCUUGUGCUAUAUUAGUACUUCUCAGACAGGAAGAAUUUUCUUUCGCUGGUGUAGCUCGUCCGGUUACCUUCAGGAAGAUUGGAUAACCAAGAAAUGGCUAAUCAAGAUUCUGCUGUACAUGUGAAAAUGAUGCCAGAAUUCCAGAAAAGUUCAGUUCGCAUCAAGAACCCUGCAAGAGUAGAAGAAAUUAUCUGUGGUCUUAUCAAAGGAGGAGCUCUCAAACUUCAGAUAAUCACAGACUUUGAUAUGACACUGAGUAGAUUUUCCUACAAAGGGAAAAGAUGCCCAACAUGUCACAAUGUCAUUGACAACUGUAAGCUGGUUUCAGAUGAAUGUAGAAGAAAGUUACUGCAACUAAAGGAAAAAUAUUAUGCUAUUGAAGUCGAUCCCACUCUUACCAUAGAAGAGAAGAACCCGUAUAUGGUAGAAUGGUACACUAAAUCACAUGGCUUGCUUGUUGAACAGGCUUUACAGAAAGCUAAACUUAGAGAAAUUGUGGCAGAAUCUGACGUUAUGCUCAAGGAAGGAUAUGAGAAUUUCUUUGAUAAGCUCCAGCAGCACAGUAUCCCUGUGUUCAUAUUUUCGGCGGGCAUUGGCGAUGUACUAGAGGAGAUUAUCCGUCAAGCUGGUGUUUAUUAUCCCAAUGUCAAAGUCGUGUCCAACUUCAUGGAUUUUGAUGACAAUGGGGUGCUCAAAGGAUUUAAAGGAGAACUAAUUCAUGUAUUUAACAAACAUAAUGGUGCCUUGAAGAACACAGAAUAUUUCAAUCAACUAAAAGACAACAGCAACAUAAUUCUACUGGGAGACUCCCAAGGAGACUUAAGAAUGGCAGAUGGAGUAGCCAAUGUGGAACACAUUCUGAAAAUUGGAUAUCUAAAUGAUAGAGUGGAUGAGCUUUUAGAAAAGUACAUGGACUGUUACGAUAUUGUUCUAGUAAAAGAUGAAUCAUUGGAUGUGGCCAACUCCAUCUUACAGAAGAUUCUGUAAACAUGCAUUCUUCCAGAAGAUGCCUCUCCUGUGGAUGCAUUUGAAACAAGAACUGCUUGUGUGUUCAUCUUGCUGACAGACUUUUAUUUAUAAUAUAUUCUUGCUCUUGAAGUUGUUUCCUCUACAUUGCUGAAGUAUUUUCAGAUAUGUUGAAUCUACCAACUGGAAGCUCCUUUUCCUCCACCUCUUUCAGUACACUUCCCACCAUACUUUUUAACAUUCAAAAAAAAAAAAAUCUUAAAAGUCAAAAUUUGAAAAGUAACUCCCUAUAUUUCCAGAGUGAAUUUUGUAGUGUAAUGUUAUCAUGAAGUUUUGUUUACACUGGGGAAGUCUGGUGUACGUGAUUUUUAAGUUAUUGCCAUUUUUGUAAUUUGGGUGAAUUAUGCAGAUGGUAUCACCAUCUCCUGAAAUUGUGUUAUGUGGGUUAUUUUGUUUUGGGAACAUUGAUAUUUACCAGAAAAUACUGGUCCUUGUUGUUUGAAAAAACUUGGUAUCCACUUGUCACUAAUCAUUAUAAAAUGUGUAUUGAUGCACUGAUAAUAAACAUGACAUGAAGAGCUUUUUUCAUUCUA
Molecule: messenger RNA, 1747 nt
Organism: Rhinolophus ferrumequinum (greater horseshoe bat)
Lineage: Eukaryota; Metazoa; Chordata; Mammalia; Chiroptera; Rhinolophidae
Gene: NT5C3A
Product: 5'-nucleotidase, cytosolic IIIA
Exons: 10
Coding region: 282-1175 (297 amino acids)
Cellular component (GO): cytoplasm
Molecular function (GO): 5'-nucleotidase activity; magnesium ion binding
Source: RefSeq, a predicted model, not a curated record